AUGGACGAAAAAGACGUUCGAAAAUACGUUGUCACCCAGCCGCAUAGGUUUGUAAGAUACUAUCUCAUUUCCAAGUCUCUCAAAAAAUAACUGUUAUCGAUUUCUCAGUGCGAGCAGGGAUGAAAGAGUUCAUCUUUCGAUGCUGGUUCGCUACGCGACUUUUUGCGACUACUUCCUGCUCAUUUUCGGAGUGGUUUUCGCCGUGGCGCAAGGGUCCUGCGGCGCCGUUUCUUCGGUUAUUUUCCGACACCUCACCGACGCUCUCAUCAUUGGAGAAGUCGAGUGGAAUCUCGGCGUUUUCGACAAAUUCGAGUUCGAGCAGCUUUCUCUAAACGCCAUCAACAAAUACGUCUUCUUUGGUAUUCUAGUUUUCACUCUUGGCUUUUUGUCGGUGAGAAAAAGUAGCGACACCAAAAUGUUCGAGAAAAACUCCAGAUGUGUUGUUGGCACACCUUUUGCGAGCGGCAGAUCCAUCGACUUCGACUUGCUUACUUCCGAGCGCUUUUGAAGUAAGACAUUUCUUAAACUCAGGAGCAGCUCCAACAGGCCAAAAUACUUGAAAGCCACAGUUUUCAAAAAAAAAUAAUUUUGAAAUCGUAUAAAAUGUUCUGUUCGAAAAAAGAAAAAAAAAACUCUUGAUUUUCAUAAUUUGCAGACAAGACGGGGAAUGGUUCGACAGACAUGACGUCGGCGAGUUGACAACUCGAAUGAGCGAGUGAGUUCAUUGGAGCGCAUUUUCCUCAUGUCAAAGUUGCAGCGGCAUGGACCGAAUCCGAGACGGAAUGGGCGACAAAUUAGGAGCGAUGGUUUCUUUUUCGGCGGCUUUCGUCUCUGGAAUGGCCGUCGCCUUCUACUACUGCUGGCAAAUGACCGCCGUCAUGCUCAGUUUCACUCCCCUCUUCUUCGGUCCAAUCACCGUCGCCUACAAGGCAAAUCAACAGCUCUUCGAACUCAACAUCUUCCGAGACUUCAGCUCAUGUCUGUGGUCGUUCCACGCGAGAUGCGGGCUUAUUCAGACGCCGGAAGCACGGCCGAAGAGGUCAUUCAUGGGAUUCGGACUGUUAUCGCCUUCAACGCUCAGAAAAAAGAAGUCGAAAGGUUGGAAAACUUUCUAUUCGUUCAUCUUCCAUUUGGCUUCAAUGUGACCAAUGCCAGUCCUCUUCGUGUCCAACUCUCUUUUUCUGAUGCGCUCCGAGAAAUAUCAAUUACUAUAGAUCAGCUGCGGAGUCAAAUAUGAUUAUUUUUCCGUUUCAAUAUUCUUUUUUUUCUACCAACUACCUUUCAAAAAUUUUCUUUUGGUGUUCAACGUGAUUCCGCGAAUGACCGUCAGAGAAAGAAAAAGAUAACUGAACUCUGUAGGGUCGGAGAAAGGUUCGCAUUUCGCGGGAAUUACUUUGAACGCGGCAUUACACUCCACAAGUUUCGAUUCAGGUAUUCAUCUCACCUUGCCCGUGGAAAACAUUAUGGGUUCCGUCGCGCUCUUCUCACCACCUUCGGCAUCGCUUUUUUAGUACUUGCAUUGUUUGUUUCGAUGGCCGUUUCCUUCUGGUGAGCCGGCGGUGUUUUGCAUUUGAUAUUGUUCUUCAGGUAUGGGACUCAUCUGGUGAUUUCUGGAACGAUCACUCCAGGAACGACCUUCGCUGUCUUUUGGGCGGUUACCUCGGCUGUAUUCGCAAUAUGUAGGGGAAUCAGUUAACUCGUUCUAUCAUUUGGCUUUUCAGCUCAAGCAGCUCCUCAAAUCCCGGCUUUUGUGGCCUGUAGAGCUGCUGCAGCGCCCAUUUUUGCCGUCAUUGAUAGAGUGUUUCUUUAUUUUGAAAAGUUCCACAGUUUUGAUUUAAGGAACCCCCAAUAGACAGCUCCUCACCUAGUGGGAAGGUCAUAAGGAACAUUUUCGGCUCUAUACGAUUUGACAACAUAAGAUUCAGAUAUCCAACAAGGAAGGAGGUCUGACCUGCUUGUGUAGUUCCUCCCACGCAAGUAGUUCAGGUGGAGGUCCUUCGGGGAGUUUCGCUUCACGUUCGUUGUGGUGAAAGCAUCGCGUUAGUAGGAGCCAGUGGAUGUGGGAAGAGCACUUUGGCCUCGUUGUUGAUGCGUUUCUACGACCUCGACAAGGAAGGCGGCGAGGUUUUCGGAAUUUGCGGCUUUGUUCUGGAUUUUUCUCGGUAGAUAACUAUCGAUGGAGUGAGAAUAGACGAGCUCAACGUCCACCAUUUGCGGAGCAUCGUAGGAAUCGUAUCACAGGAACCACUUCUCUUUGCGGACACGGUUUGAUCUGUUCAUGCUGGAUCGAGUUAUUGGUUCGCAGGUGGAGAACAACAUCCGUUUGGGGGAGCCUGGAAUCUCCGAAGAUGAACUUCAAGACUGUUGUCGCACUGCAAACGCCCACGAUUUCAUCCAACAACUUCCGCAGGUCUUUUCGAGCUAUGAACAGUCGAGAACAAGUGUUCGUAGGGGUACAAGACGUUCAUCGGAGACGGCGGAGUCCAGUUAUCCGGAGGACAGAGACAACGUCUUGCCAUCGCCAGGACACUGGCCAGAAGACCUGCGAUCCUGAUCUUGGACGAGGCGACGAGCGCCCUCGACAGCGAAAGCGAAGCUCUCGUCCAAUCUGCCUUAGACAACGUGAGCCUGAAACAAGGCUGCUGACCAUUUUGAUAGGCGAAACAAGGGCGAACGACGAUUACCAUAGCACACAGACUGUCGACCAUCCGCAAUUGCGACAGAAUCUACGUCUUUGACCAGGGUUCGAUUGUGGAGAUUGGUAGGAGAAAGACCGAAAAUGUAUCCCGAAAGCUCUCAGGCAGCCACGACCAACUCAUUUCGAUGGAUGGAAUCUACGCUCAGUUGGUUGCCUCGCAAGCCGGUGACGACACCCACAAGCCGUUCAAGACGGAAGGUAGUCACGAGUGAAGAGCCUGUUUGAAAGUCGAUUCAAGAAGAAUCCCACGCCAGAAGUCCCUCCGCAGACAGAGGAACUCUGCGCAAGAAGAUCAGCAAACGGCUUUCCCGCGCCUUUUCCUUGACGGCUGAACGACUCGACGCCGAGCUUGAGGCUUUGCAGGUUUUUCUUCUCAGAUUAAUCACUUUUGUUUUCGAAAAUGAAGAAAAAAAAAGAAAUAGCGCAAAGACUGACUUUAAAUUUUAACUUUCGCCCUAAGUUUCUCUGGAAAUAUCCAAUCAAGAAUGGCUAGAAAAUAAUUUUAACAAAAGAAGCUCAAAAAUAUAUAUUAUUAAUUCCUGGCGGUAUCCAACCCAGAAAUCGUUGUUGAAAAAGCAAAAAAACCUAAUUUUUUUCUACUUAUGAAAUUCAGAUUUCCGCAUUGGUGAUUUUUUUCUUCUUCUCUGUUGAAAAUCUAUGUAUUGAGGAAUCAAAAAAACAUUUGAAAAAAGUCCUUUUAAUGAAAUUUUAAGCACGAAGCAGCCGAAGAAUCUGCGGAGGAAAGCGGUUUGCUUGAAAUCAUGCACUACGCCAAGCCGGAGUGGAAAUACAUGCUUUUCGCCUUGAUUCUGUCCAUUUUACGCGGCCUGACCUUUCCGAUCUUCUCAGUUCUCUAUGGCCGUAUGUUUAGGGUGAGCCUUUCAUAUAAACCGUAAAAGUCCGACAAAUCAAGACUCUGUCUUCCGGCACGAACGUCGAAAAAAUGGCCAGCGCCAAGAAAAAUGCCUUGUUCUUCACACUUCUGGGAAUCGAGUCAGGAGCAGUGACGAUGGGAGCAGGUCUGACAAAGAUCUUCCUUUGAAAAUCAGAUCUCAGGAGCUCUUCUCGGAUUGGUCGGCGAGCGUCUGACAAACAGGAUGCGCCUCGAUUUAUUUUCUCACAUUUUGAGGCAGGUUAGACUUUAGAAUUUUGUUUAGGUUUUUAGAUUAUUUGAAAAAAAUAUGAGAAAUUAGGUUCGCAGUUAUCUUGAGAUGAAGUCUGACUUUUAAUGGUAGCUAAGGCAAACAGAAAAAGCCCUUUUUUGAAACAAGGCUCACGUUUUUUCUCGCUUGCUUUUAAUGUGAUGAAAUUAACCAGGAUGGUGAGUAUUUCGAUCGUCCAGAACACGCCACAGGACGUCUGACCACCAGACUCGCCACAGACGCUCCGAACAUCCGCGCGGUCCAUCGAUGAGAGUCUUUUUUGAAGGAUUCUUAGAAUUUCAGGCCAUCGACCAGAGACUGGCAGACGUCGUCCAAGGCUUCUCAGCCAUCGUCGGCGGUGUCGUCAUAGCUUUUUCCUACGGACCUGCAAUGGCUCCGAUCGGACUUCUCACUUCGGGGGUUCAUUGCUUCAAGGUUCUAACUGGUCUCGGUUCGAGUUCAGACACUUAUUUCUCUGCAAGCUCUCGUGGGACAAUAUUUGAAACGGCGAGGCCAGAAAGAUGCCAUCAAAGCAGAGGAACCAUCGAGGGUAGCUUUUAUCUUUCGAGUUUUCGUUAAAGACUCUCUCAGUUAGCCACGGAGGCGAUAGAACAGCUGCGGACAGUUCAAUGUUUGACUCGGGAAGAGCAGGUGAGCUGAAAAUCCAUAGGCUCGAAUUGUUUUCUGAAGUUUGUCAGAAAGUUCGAAGAAGGCAUGACGGAUACACAUCGGCGGUCUCUGCAGCGAGGCAUCGUCCAGUCCCUGACCUACGCUCUUUCCGUCUCCUACCUCUUCUUCAACUUUGCCGCCGCCUACCGCUACGGCGUCGUCUUGGCUCUCCGUGGGGUCACGUCUCCAUUCAUCAUCUUCCAGUCAGCCCCUUUUUGAAGUCUUCUAAAUAGUCCGUAGGGUCAUCGAAGCGUUGAACUCGGCGUCGACGUCUCUCGUCGCUCUUGGGACCUUUGUGCCGGAGUACGUCCGCGCGAGAGUCUCCGCUGGUCUCCUUUUCCGGAUGCUACGCGACAAACCACGCAUCGACAGCAACUCGGAGCAAGGAAAGCAGAUCGUUUGUGGGGAAAAGUUCUGCGAGGACGCUUUAGCUCCUUCAGACCCUCAAAGGCGAUAUCGUGAUGAACAACGUCUAUUUUUCCUACCCUGUUUCUCGUAGAAAGAUGGUUCUCAACGGACUUUCGUUGAAAGUGAGAGAAUGGAUUGAGAAGAAGAAGUUCAAUAGGCUGAUUUUAGAUCGUUUCUGGAAAAACAGUCGCUCUGGUUGGUGCUAGCGGUUGUGGGAAAAGCACAGUUGUACAGUUGUUUGAAAGAUACUACGAUCCGAUAGCCGGAUGUGUAGUAAGUUGGUCAAAUAUUGUCCGGUGUUGAACCGAUCUACAGGCCUAUGACGGCGAAGACACGCGCGAAUUGAAUCUCCGACAUCUCCGUUCCCAGAUCUCCAUCGUGGGACAACAGCCGACGUUGUUCAAUUACUCCAUCAGGUUGCAAGGAACUCUUCCGUUCAACCCAAGCAAAAAAAGUUCUCAGAGAAAACAUUGCGUAUGGGCUUGAAGCGGUUUCUGAAGAAGAUAUUAUCGAGGCGGCGAAGUUGGCCAAUGCUCACGAUUUUGUGGUCAAAAUGCCAGAUGUUUUUUCAUUAUAAGAAUGAUGAAAAGUUGGUUUAUCAGGGAUACAACACAGUAGUCGGCGAAGGCGGAAGCAAGCUUUCCGGAGGCCAAAAACAGAGGAUAGCGAUAGCGCGUGCCAUAGUCCGCAAGCCACGGAUUCUUCUGCUGGACGAGGCGACUUCGGCUCUGGACGCCGAAAGUGAAAAGGUCCUUGCAGAGGCUUGGCAAGUCAUGUUCUUCUCUGUUCCAGCUGGUCCAAGAAGCUCUGGAAAAAGCUCGUGCCAAUAGGACUUGCGUGGUCGUUGCACAUCGUCUUUCAACAAUUCGAAGUUGGUUUAACAACAUUUUUUUCUCAAAAAAAUUAUAGAAUAGCUGAGAACAAAAAGUUUGAUGAAGUUUUAUUUUCUAUUUUCGAACUUUACUUACUUUUUAUUUUUUUGAAAACAAAAGUUAAUUCAUAAUGCAACGUGGCAUCUCACUGGUUGAUACAAAACUUAAAUCUGGGAAUUUUUCAGAAAUUUAAUGAAUUUUUUUGAAAGUUUUAUUCGGAGGAAGCCUCAAAAUCAAAGAAAAAUCAUGAGGAUCAUCAAAAUAUAUCUGCUCAUUUUGGGCUCUAUGUUUACGAAAAUCUUUCAGGAAAGAUUUAUUUGAGUCAAUAUUCUGAAAUAUCCGAAGAAAAGGAGCAGAUUAUUUUCUUCGAGAUUUUUCUAAACGCCUUUUCUAACUGAUCUACUGGAAAAAGAUGGAUUUGAAGAUGCGGACACGAUCGUGGUGCUGAAGGAAGGUCGCGUCGGCGAGCAAGGGACGCACUCGCAACUCGUCUCCCUCAAUGGAAUCUACGCACACCUCGUCCAUCUCGCUCCUUGA
Caenorhabditis auriculariae is the source of this 6326-nucleotide messenger RNA. NCBI's taxonomy places the organism in Eukaryota, Metazoa, Nematoda, Chromadorea, Rhabditida, Rhabditidae. The record is from the annotation of a GenBank genome assembly.